CACGUGUUUGUGCCACGUGUGUAAAGCACGUGUCAGAACUUGCAACACGUGGUGCAGACACGUAUAGUGGUGAGGUGGAGGAGGGUCGUCGUGGGUCCUGGGGUAAGGAGGAGGUCGAGGACCCCAGGACGGUCCAAGGUCCAUGAGAGAUGAGCGCCUGGCAUCUUCAGUCUGCAUCAUGGCACUGUUUGGGAAGAGUGUGGCCAGCAGGGUGUGGCAGAGUGUGGCCUCACGGGGGCCACACCAGCGCCUGCUGUCAGUGUCAGCCCCUACCUCAGGCCAGGCUGGAGGUGUGGACCUGAGAGGGGUCUUCCCCCCCAUACCAACCCCCUUCAACCCAGAUGAGACCAUCGCUUACGACAAGUUGGCCUCCAACCUCGCCAUAUGGAACAAGAUUCCGUUCAGAGGAUUGGUAGUGGAAGGCAGCAAUGGAGAAUAUGUAUACCUAACUCGAGAAGAACGAGUGGAGUUGGUGAAACGUGUCCGUGAAUUUCUUCCAAGAAACUCAGACAAACUAAUAUUAGCUGGCUCAGGAUGUGAAUCUACACGAGAUACUAUCUCCAUGACACAAAAUAUGGCUGCAGCCGGGGCUGAUGCAGUAAUGGUUGUCACUCCAAACUAUUAUAAAGGAAGCAUGAAGGACAAAGCUCUUCAUGCUCAUUUUACCGCAGUGGCUGACAACAGUCCUGUCCCUAUCAUCCUCUACAGUGUUCCUGUCUUUACAGUGAUUGAUUUGGGCCUUGAUGUAAUAGUUGAUCUUGCCAAUCAUCCCAACAUCAUUGGUAUAAAGGAGAGCAGUGGAGAUAUCACAAAAAUUGGCAGCAUAAUACAAGAGACUAAGGAUGCUGACUUUAAUGUGAUGGCUGGAUCUGCAAGCUAUCUUCUAGCAACUUUACAGAUAGGUGGCGUUGGAGGUGUUUGUGCUCUUGCGAAUGUGCUUGGGGAAGCUGUGUGUGAGCUUCACAGGCUAACAGUUAAUGGGAACAUUACUGAUGCUGUUCAGCUGCAGAAGAAACUUAUUGCUCCAAAUUCUGCAGUUACCAAGACUUUCAGCAUUGCAGGUCUGAAGCAAGUCAUGGACUGGAGAGGUUUCUAUGGUGGUCCUCUGCGUGCUCCUCUACAGCCGCUGUCUACCCAAGAGGCUGCUAAACUCCGUAAAGUCUUUGAAAAUUCCGGCUAUCUCUGAGCAGUGGCUUAGUGGAGCUCAUUCUGGUGUGGGAAUAAGUGUUUUCAAUGUGAUAUAUCUUGUAAUUGUCCAUAAGGGCCUCUGUUUUAAUGGUUUUUGGUAUGAAAUUGGCUUAAUUACUUUUGAUAUGACAUUAGUUUUAAUACUAUUGUAGUGACAAUGAAUUGAAUGUUUUGACAUGAUGCAAAUUCUAAUACUUGUUUACAUUAAAAUAAUUGUUGCACAUAUAACAUGCAACCAUGCUCAGAUUUGAUUGUUAAAUAUUACACCUUGAAAAUAUAUUCCUUAGCAUAAAAUAUUUAGACAUACAGUUCUUGUAUAUGAAAUGUUUAGAAAAGUUAUAAAUGCACUUUAAUAAUCAAGGUGUAUAUGUUAUUAAAUAUAUGUAUGUACAGUA
Messenger RNA from Procambarus clarkii (red swamp crayfish), 1583 nucleotides. Its product is annotated as 4-hydroxy-2-oxoglutarate aldolase, mitochondrial. The record is from RefSeq and is a predicted model, not a curated record. Gene Ontology annotation, biological process: glyoxylate catabolic process. Gene Ontology annotation, molecular function: (R,S)-4-hydroxy-2-oxoglutarate aldolase activity. Gene Ontology annotation, cellular component: mitochondrion. NCBI's taxonomy places the organism in Eukaryota, Metazoa, Arthropoda, Malacostraca, Decapoda, Cambaridae.